CCCAUUUCUCGACCCUUCUUCAUCACGAUGAUGUUGAUGAUGAUGAUGAUGUGAAAAGAGACGAAGAAGAAGACGAAGAAGCGGAAAAAUAUUGUGCAUACUUAUGUUCUUACAAAUUUGAAAGGUGAGAUGAUAUUAAUGUCGGAAAGGAAGAAAUCUAUCCGUUGCUUGGUCACCUAGCAACAUUUACAUGAUUUCAUAGAUUUCCUCCUCCUAUGUCAAAUAUUCCAAUAUCAACUAUAUAAAACGAUUAUUUAGAAUAUAAAAUAUUAAAUAAAAUAAAAUGAAAAAAACAAAACAGAAUAUUGAGUUUCAUUUUAAUCGAAAUAAUUCAUCAUUUGUUUUAUAUAAGCAAUUAAGUUUCAUAAUCGUCUAGACAUGAGAAUGAGAUAUGUAAUGAUAAAAAAGAAGAAGAAGAAGAAAAAAGAAAGAAAGAUUUUUUCCUGUUGAUUUCUAUGAAUUAUCUAUAUAUGAUGUGGAACUUUAAUUCUUUAUUUCUCUAUCCCAUAUUUAUGUUCAUUAAAUUCCUACAUGCGCUUUCUACCAGCGCCAGUUCGAUGUCAUGGUGAUUAUUGUCUUAUUUAAUAUGUAUUAUUAUAUAGAUGAUCUUUUAUUAUCAUCAACAACAUCGACCAUGACGUCACCAAUUAAACUUGAAAAUCAUCCAAAUCGACAGCAGCAUUUACACCACCAUCAACAACAACACGGAACUAUGGUUAAAAAUCUUCAUUUAUCUGAAGUAAUUACAACUGCUGCUGCAAUUAAUCCUAAUCAAUAUAAUGGUAUUGGUGGUACACAUCGUCAUAAUGUUGUUGAUCCAAUUGAAAUGACAAAAUUAUUAAGUAAUAUAACAACAACAAAUAAUUCGUCAUCACAAAUCAUUCCAACAUCUUCAACUAUGGAUAAUUCAAGUCGUUUAAAUCAUUUUUCAUGGGAAGAAAUUGAAGGACGAUAUUUACCAGUUAUUUUCAGAAAUGAAAAUGAUUGUUUACAACGUUAUACAUCAAAGAUGUUUGUCGAAAAUACAUUAUUUCAAAGUGAAUCUUGGCAACGACAUGCAGUAUUAGCUCGUUCGCUUCCACCAUUAAUAUCAUUUCCAUAUACAGAAAAUGAAUUAAAACUAUUUCGUUUAAUUGUUGAAUGGCAUUUAGCUAGUUUUCAUUUUAAAACUAUUCUACCAACGGAUUGUCUCAUACGUUUCGAUGAUCUUCUGGAUUUCUAUGGAGCUUUAAGAAAAUUACGAGAUACAGUAUCAACAACAUCUUUUAAUCGACCAUUACCACCUCCUCCACCACCAAUUCCAGCAUUAAUACCGAUGGGACCACCAAAACAACGUUUACCCCCAUCAACACAUAGUCUAGCACAAUCAUUCGAAUUACCAACAAUGGGUGGUAAUCAAUCGAUUAAAUCCCAUAUACAUCAUUCUCAUCCAUCAUCUACAAAAAUCUAUCCACCAACAGUACAUCAUUCUCAUUCAUCAAAUUAUCUAUUACAACAAAAUGCUGAUAUUCUUGCUUCAUAUCCUAAUCAAUCAUUUAAUUAUAACUCUGUACCAUCAAAAUCGAAUGUACCUACUUUACCAUCAUCAUCGUCUCAAUGGAAUGAAGGAUUAUCUACUAAAACGAAUGAUAAGAUUCAUCCAACACUUCCAAGACAUCCAAUUCCUUUGAAUAAUCCAGUAUCACAAGAACAAUCCAUGCGUGAUAAACGUUUAUUAGCACAAAAACUUUCUCAUCAAUCCAUUGAUAAUAAUAAUAUUUCUCGUGAAGGCAAAGAAUCAGGUUGGGUACAAAUCAAUAAUGUUUUUGUUCCUUAUAUUGUAAAAAUAAAAUUACGUGAAAAUGAACUUGAAAAAUGUACAAUACGUCAACCUCCACCACAAUUACAACGUGAAUUUUAUGUUCCAUAUGAAAUUUUAAUUAAAUGUCAUAUAUUUUCUGAUAAUGAAUUUGCAUUUAAAAAAUUUUUAAUUAAAGCUACACAACAAGAUUUUGAUAUAUUCAAUAAUCUUAUAUCAAAUAUAAAUAUAUUCGAUGAAAAAGUUCCUGAAAAAACUUUAUUAGUUAAUCUCUAUCAUGUUAUGAUUGGUCUACAAAAAGUUUUAUAUGUGAAAUUAUUAGCAACUAAACAACCACGUACACAAGUUAAUAAAUAUCAUGC
Molecule: messenger RNA, 2160 nt
Organism: Adineta steineri
Lineage: Eukaryota; Metazoa; Rotifera; Eurotatoria; Adinetida; Adinetidae
Source: the annotation of a GenBank genome assembly